UGGUUCCAGAUCACGGAGAGCCUGCAACCCCGGGAUGUCACAAGGGCCACCUCAAAUUGACGGAGAAGACUAGAAGUAUUUUGUCUUGUUAGAUUUUUUUUAAAGUAGCUUAAAAAAAAAAGGGGGGGGGCUUAGGAAGGAAGAGCCAAGCCUCUCACCAGGCCCUCUACCGUCGGGCCGAAUUCUAAGGCAAAUCAGUGGUUUCUAAAGCUUGUUGAUACCCUCUGAGGGUUCCCAGUGCGCUCUGGGUUGGGGUUACUGCUUUGAGUAAGGUUGACCUUUCCUCUCCUGUCACUGACCUGUGCUAGAUCUGGACGUUAGGGCACUGACCUAUAAGCAAAUAGUCAGCGUUCUGGAAAAGACCUGAUUUCUGUUCAAUGUUUUAUUACGAUGAAAACUGAUCUUGGGAAUGGCUGUACAACCCUGACUUUCCACAGUGGAGUCUCUGGCUUCUUCUGGCUUUUUCAAAUUCACAUCCACAGGGCUGUUGAGUGCAGACUGCAAACACCAUGUCUGACUCGGUAAUUCUUCGCAGUGUGAAGAAAUUUGGAGAGGAGAAUCAUGCUUUUGAAUCAGACGGAUCGAAUAACAAUGAUAAGAAACCAAGGACACAAGAGAAAAAGAAAGGUGAAGAGUUUCAAGUUGGCUUCUUUGAACUGUUUCGGUUUUCUUCAUCGACCGACAAUUGGCUGAUGUUUGUGGGAAGUCUGUGUGCAAUGCUCCACGGAAUGGCCCAGCCAGGCAUCCUUAUUAUUUUUGGUAUAAUGAUAGAUAUUUUUAUUGAGUAUGACAUUGAAAGACAAGAACUCGCGAUUCCAGGAAAAGCGUGUAUAAAUAACACCAUCGUAUGGAUCAACAACUCCUUCAACCAGAACGUGACAAAUGGAACACCAUGUGGGUUGUUGGACAUCGAAGGUGAAAUAAUGACCUACUCGGGCAUCUACGCAGGAAUCGGUGCGAUUGUCCUUAUCCUAGGAUACAUUCAAAUAAAAUUCUGGGUCAUCGCUGGGGCUCGUCAAACAAGGAAAAUGAGGAAAAUUUACUUUCAGAGGAUAAUGAGGAUGGAAAUUGGAUGGUUUGACUGUACUUCAGUGGGAGAGCUGAAUUCAAGAUUCUCCGAUGAUAUUAAUAAAAUCAAUGAAGCCAUUGCCGACCAGAUGGCUCUUUUCAUUCAGCGCAUGAUGACAGCCCUCUCUGGGUUCGUGAUAGGGUUCUACAGAGGCUGGAAACUGACCUUGGUUAUUAUUUCUGUCAGUCCUCUCAUUGGGAUCGGAGCAGCCAUCAUAGGGCUGAGUGUGGCCAAAUUCACAGAGUUUGAGUUGAAGGCUUACGCCAAAGCAGGAUCUGUUGCCGAGGAAGUCAUUUCAUCGAUGCGGACAGUGGCUGCUUUCGGUGGUGAGAAUAAAGAGAUCGAAAGGUAUGAGAAAAAUCUUGUGUACGCCCAGCGCUGGGGAAUUAGAAAAGGAAUGGUGAUGGGGUUCUUUACGGGGUACAUGUGGUGCCUCAUUUUCCUUUGUUACGCGCUGGCCUUCUGGUACGGCUCCUCACUAGUCCUGGAUGAAGAAGAGUAUACACCAGGGACACUGGUCCAGAUUUUCCUCUGUGUCAUAGUAGCAGCUAUGAACUUCGGCCACGCGUCUUCUUCCCUGGAAGUCUUUGCCACUGGGCGGUCAGCAGCUUCCAGUAUCUUCCAAACAAUAGACAGGCAACCAGUCAUUGACUGCAUGUCAGAAGAUGGAUACAAGCUGGAUCGAAUCAAGGGGGAAAUUGAAUUCCAUAAUGUGACCUUCCGGUAUCCUUCUAGACCAGAUGUGAAGAUUUUAAAUAACCUCAACAUGGUCAUUAAGCCCGGGGAAAUGACAGCUCUGGUGGGAUCCAGUGGCUCUGGGAAGAGCACAGCCCUACAGCUCAUUCAGAGGUUCUACGACCCCUGCGAAGGCAUGGUGACUCUGGACGGCCACGACAUUCGCUCUCUGAACACCCGGUGGCUGAGGGACCAGAUUGGGGUGGUAGAACAGGAGCCCAUUCUGUUCUCUACCACUAUCGCAGAAAAUAUCCGUUAUGGCAGAGAGGAAGCAACGAUGGAAGACAUAAUCCAAGCUGCUAAGGAGGCAAAUGCUUACAACUUCAUCAUGGCCCUGCCACAGCAAUUUGACACCCUUGUUGGAGAAGGAGGAGGCCAUAUGAGUGGUGGGCAGAAACAAAGGGUGGCCAUCGCUCGGGCUCUCAUCCGGAAUCCCAAGAUCCUGCUUUUGGACAUGGCCACCUCAGCGCUGGACAAUGAGAGUGAAGCCAGAGUACAAGAAGCACUGAAUAAGAUUCAACAUGAACACACAAUCGUCUCAGUUGCCCAUCGCCUGUCAACAGUCAGAGCUGCAGACGUGAUCAUCGGUAUGGAACACGGAGCAGCCGUGGAAAGAGGCACCCAUGAAGAACUGUUAGAGAGGAAAGGUGUCUACUUCAUGCUCGUGACCCUGCAAAGCCAAGGAGAUGAACCCCACAAAGGAAAGGAUGUAAAGGAAAAAGAUGCAACUGAAGGUGGUACACUCGAGAGGACUUUCAUCAGAGGGAGCUAUCGGGAGAGCUUAAGAGCCUCCAUCCGGCAACGUUCCAAGUCUCAACUUUCUCAUCUGACCCAUGACCCUCCGUUGGCUGUUGCUGAUCAUAAAUCUAUUUAUGACAACAGCAAGGACAAUGAGGAAGAGGUUGAACCCGCCCCCGUGAGAAGGAUUCUGAAGUUCAAUGCUCCAGAAUGGCACUACAUGCUGGUGGGAGCUGUGAGCGCGUCUGUGAACGGGGCGGUCACACCCAUCUACUGCUUCAUAUUCAGCCAGAUCCUUGGGGUAAGCAAGCCCUGGCACAACACUGUGAGCGUUCUUCGUUCGUUUGUUUUUGCUGGAGAGUUGUUUGUUCGGUUUCUCUUCAUUUCCCUGCCUUAUGUACUUAGGAAUGUCUCAAAAACGAAAUAUCUUCCUAUAUAUUUUAUCACAAUAAAAAGAAUUUACCUUUUGAUAGAAAAUGGCUUUUCACAUUCAAGGGAAAGGGACAAUGUCUGUGACAGCCUGGUUGCCUUUGAUUUGCAGGCUGCUGGCUCUCAAGUCGGGAUGAUGGUCAACUCCUUCACUAACAUCGCAACGGCCAUCCUCAUCGCCUUCAUCUUCAGCUGGAAGCUCAGUCUGCUUGUGCUCUGCUUCUUCCCCUUCUUGGCUUUUUCGGGAGCCCUGCAAACAAAAAUGCUGACAGGAUUCGCAUCUCAAGAUAAGCAGGCUCUGGAGAAGGCUGGCCAGAUCACCAGCGAAGCCCUUGGCAACAUCCGCACCGUUGCAGGGAUGGGCGUGGAGAAGAGAUUUAUUAAAGCGUUUGAAGCUGAGCUGGAAACGUCAUACAGAACAUCCGUGAAGAAGGCGAACGUCUACGGGCUCUGCUUCGCCUUUUCCCAGGCUGUGUCGUAUUUCGCCAGCUCUUCUGCCUACAGAUACGGAGGUUACCUGAUUGCCGAGGAAGGGCUGCACUUCAGCUAUGUUUUCAGGACAGCCUCUUCAGUGAUGAUGAGUGCAACAGCUGUGGGAAGAACCUUCUCUUACACCCCAAGUUUUGCCAAAGCUAAAAUAUCAGCUGCACGCUUUUUUCAGCUGCUAGACCGAAAACCUCCAAUUAGUGUCUACAGCGGAGCAGGUGAAAAGUGGGACAACUUCCAAGGGAAGAUUGAUUUUAUUGACUGCAAAUUUACAUAUCCUUCACGACCAGAAACCCAAGUUCUGAAUGGUCUCUCGGUGUCUGUGGAUCCAGGGCAGACACUGGCUUUUGUUGGAAGCAGCGGCUGUGGCAAGAGCACCAGCAUUCAGCUAUUGGAGCGGUUCUAUGACCCUGAUCAGGGGAAGGUGAUGAUAGACGGUCAUGACAGCAAAAAAGUGAACAUCCAGUUCCUGCGUUCCAACAUUGGAAUUGUUUCCCAGGAGCCAGUGUUGUUCGACUGCAGCAUCCUGGAAAACAUCAAAUAUGGGGACAACACCAGAGACAUCUCCAUGGAGAGAGUCGUAGCUGCCGCGAAGCAGGCUCAGCUGCACGACUUCGUCAUGUCCCUCCCGGAGAAAUAUGAAACUAAUGUUGGAAGCCAGGGCUCUCAACUCUCUCGAGGGGAGAAACAACGCAUUGCUAUUGCUCGGGCCAUUGUACGAGAUCCUAAAAUCUUGCUACUAGAUGAAGCCACAUCGGCCCUAGACACAGAAAGUGAGAAGACCGUGCAGAUUGCCCUGGACAAAGCCAGAGAGGGUCGGACCUGUAUUGUCAUUGCCCACCGCUUGUCUACCAUCCAGAACUCGGAUAUCAUUGCCGUUAUGUCCCAAGGAGUGGUGAUUGAAAAGGGGACCCACGAAGAACUGAUGGCCCAGAAGGGAGCAUAAUACAAGCUGGUCAGCACAGGAGCCCCCCUCAGUUGACCCUACUCAAGACCUUCACCCGCAAGUCCAGGAAGGCUGCCUGAUGUUGUACCGAUACAGAGCAUCGUAAACGUUAUACAGAUAUCGCCAUUCGCUGGGACCCAAGCUAAUUUCGAGUGACCUUCAGUGUAAUAAUUCAGUUUGAAAUGUCUGUGUAGAAAAGAAAGAACCCAGGGUCAGAGAGAGUGAAAAGCCAAGGUCGGGCAGCUGCUUGCCUACCGCUGCCCUGAGUGGGAGGUGAUCGCUGAGGCGGGAUCAUUGAGAGGGUCUGGAGUCUGCAUCUUGCACUUGUGAAAGCUCCUUGUACACCGAGCCUGCGUGUACUCUCAGCUGUUGUUGGAGUCAGAUCAAGGUCAAGGCUGAAGGACACAGGCUACUGGUAUUUCUUGAUGAAGUUUUGUUUGUUUUCUGAACAAAAGCAGAUCCAUUUACCUCUAAUCCUGCGAAAGGAGCCCUUUCACAUUCUGGAGUCUCUCAGACUUAGGGAGGGAAAGGUGAGCUAAGGGAUAGCAGAGGUUACCAGUCAGGUGUACUGACUUAGAUUGAAGACUCGGGUGUUGGUGUUGCCGUGCGCUACAGUCGGAUCUGCCGGUGUGGAAUGGGGACUCUCUCCCAGGACUUCUGCUAUCCCUUCCCUGCCCCGCGUUGCCUGAUGUCCCUUAUUCCUGUGAAAUCCUGGUCAUAGAAUGGGAAUGGCAGCAGCUUCUGAAGCUAUUACAGAAUAAUCUGGUUAAACGUCGUAGAAAAACACCCUUGGUUGUCAUUUUCUUCAGAAUACCACUAAAUACCACUUCUUACCGUAUCAAAGGAGGCAUGAAGCCUUAGGAAUAAAGAAAAUUUCAAAAUGAUGACAGGAAAAAAGAUGUGUGAGCUAAAUUUGUGACAAUGGAUUUCAAAGACAAGAGGAAAUUGGCAUGCAGUCUCUUCACCAGGAAGAGCCUGAAGAUACAUUUCCUACCACAGACCCCUGGAAAGGCUAAGAUACAAAAGUCUCGGGGUCCUUUUGGAAGGGAGGAGUCAGGGAAACAAAUGAGCCCAAAGUUAGAAGAAUGGGCUGAAAACCUGUGUAAAUCUUGUGGGUGCACAGCCCACUCUUGCCACAGGCUGGUAGCCCUUGUUCAGGUCCUGAAGGACACUAGCUAGCUACUGCUUCCCUUGCCCACAGGCAGGCUUUAGUGUAGGGACAUAAGCUACGACUGAAGGGGUGAGUCCUGUACAAGAGCCGAGUGCCUGGGUAUAAUAUUGUAGAUGAACAGAAAAUCUUGCAGCUGCCCUGUCUGGCAGGGAUCAAAGAAUUACUCUCUGGCUGGAGCAAUUGGUCAGUAUAAAAGCGGAAGAUCUAUGGUCUGAUGCUAGGAAAAUUCCCAAGGAAAAUUUCCCGUCCACACACAGUCCCACCAUGAAGUCCAACAGCAUGCAUCCACUGAGUGUGCUGUUCUCUGUUCGGUUCUCUCUCAGGAGGAGACAGACCUGCUGAGAUUAGUAGAACACACUUUAACAAGUAAAGCAACCACAACAGGGCACCAGGAGAUAGGAAAUGACAGGUGACAGACAAAGCAGAGAUUAGGGAAACACUGAGAGAGAGACAAGAUAAUUCUGGCUAUCCAAAUAAAACUAGGACUCUAUGAAAAUGACCACACAGAAACAUGUGCAUGCUGGCACACUCACAUCACACACACACACUCACACGCACACACACACACACUAAAUAUACAGAAAAUGGCUCAUGAUUGAAGCAAUGGAAAAUUAAAUAACAGAACAGCUCAUGGGCCAUACUGCUAUUACAGCAACUCCCCCUCUUCCAUCUUCCUCCCAAGUCCAUCCUGCUUAUAGCUUCAUCAUCCCAUGCCCAUCAAAUGACUAGCUGCCUACAGAGGAAGACUGAGCUGGGAUAUUUUGAAAUGGACAGUUACUGUUGCCAUAGUUAUGUCUCGUUUGAUGUUGCCUGGUAGAUAACCUAACAGGUUAACCUGAAAGGUCAGACUUGCUGAAAGUGCCUCUCGUUAUGGAAAAGAACAGGGGCGAGUAAGUUCAGAACAAAUGACUGCUAAAAAAGAACUAAGGCCUGUAGUAAAACUUGCUUGUCCUCAACUCUUGGAUCAGGAAAACUACAAGUCACUUGGUUAGGUUUGCAGACGGUGAGGAGGGGCUAUGCUCUGCGAGGUCGCCUGUUGCCUAGGAAGACAUAUGUGGAGUGUGCGCAAGAGGAAUGAAUAAAUGUUAUCCUUUUAAAUAAAGCAAUUCUGAGUAAUUGAAGGGA
This is a messenger RNA of Alexandromys fortis (reed vole), 6699 nucleotides long. RefSeq names its product ATP binding cassette subfamily B member 11 (gene Abcb11). The record is from RefSeq and is a predicted model, not a curated record. The coding region runs from base 510 to 4403 and encodes 1297 amino acids. Gene Ontology annotation, cellular component: plasma membrane. The transcript is spliced from 26 exons. Gene Ontology annotation, biological process: transmembrane transport. Gene Ontology annotation, molecular function: ABC-type transporter activity; ATP binding; ATP hydrolysis activity. Lineage: Eukaryota; Metazoa; Chordata; Mammalia; Rodentia; Cricetidae.